This is a messenger RNA of Urocitellus parryii (Arctic ground squirrel), 1071 nucleotides long. NCBI's taxonomy places the organism in Eukaryota, Metazoa, Chordata, Mammalia, Rodentia, Sciuridae. The record is from RefSeq and is a predicted model, not a curated record.
AUGGCUGACCCAGAAGAGCAUGAAACAGGAGUGAGUGGUCUCAGCCUUGGCCUCGUUUGUGAUGCUGCUCCAAAUGGUGGCCCCCAUGGAACACAGAAGGCCUUGGAGACCUGCGUGCACAGGCUGCUGUUGCUCCCCGUCUUCCYAUUGGCUCUGGUGUUUACCAUCAAGGGCAAAGGUAAUGUGGGAACUGGGGAUUCUACUGUGCCACUGCUUCCUAUAAAACACAACAUGAAUAUUGAACCUUGGGAUGAAAAGGGAUCAGUGGUUGGCUCCACCAACCAAAUCCAACAGCCUCAGCCAUUAAUUCAAUUGCUAACAUUGGUGCAAUGCCAGCUGCCUCAGUCACCACAACCACAGCAACAACAAGGACCUCARCCACAGGCCCAGCCACACCAAAUGCAGCCCCAGCCACAGAAGCUGCACAGUCUCUGGGAAGCUCCUUGGAACAGGGGAGCAGGCUCCAGCAAGAACAAUGGAAUGGGCCAUGAAAACUUUGGUUUAGGGGUUGUACCUGACAGCGCUUCACCUUCUAGCAUAGAAGCACAUCCAGUGCUGGAAAAGCUAAAGGUCUUAAACAACUACAAUCCCAAAGACUUUGACUGGACUCUGAAGGAUGGACAUGUGUUUAUCAUUGAAAGCUACUCUGGGGAUGACAUACAUCAUUCCAUCAAGUACUCUAUCUGGCGUAGUCCUGAGCAUAGUAAUAAGCAUUUAGAUGCAGGUCACCAUUCCCUGAAUGGGAAAGGCCCACUCCAUCUAUUCUUUAGUGUGAAUGGCCAGGGAUAUUUUUGUGCAGUGGCUGAAAUGAAGUCCCUUGUGGACUAUAAUGCAUAUGCUAGUGUGUGGUCUCAGAAUAAACGGAAGGGCAAAUUUGAAGUUAACUGGAUCUUUGUCAAAGAUGUUCCCGAUAAUCAAUUAAGACCCAUUCACUUCAAGAACAAUGACAACGAAUUAGUAACCAAUUCAAGGGACACUUAAGAGGUACCCCUAAGGGUACCCCUAAGCUUAAUUGCUACUUUUAAGCAUACCCGCUCAAUCUUUGAUGACUUUUUGCACAUUAUGAAUUAA